Macroventuria anomochaeta is the source of this 1046-nucleotide messenger RNA. RefSeq names its product NAD(P)-binding protein. The transcript has 2 exons. The record is from RefSeq and is a predicted model, not a curated record. Gene Ontology annotation, molecular function: oxidoreductase activity, acting on NAD(P)H, oxygen as acceptor. Lineage: Eukaryota; Fungi; Ascomycota; Dothideomycetes; Pleosporales; Didymellaceae. The coding region runs from base 216 to 1046 and encodes 276 amino acids. Gene Ontology annotation, cellular component: intracellular anatomical structure.
CAAGAAAACAUCGUGUCGGUGACGUCGCCGACCCGCGGGGCGGGCAACGUGCCUUAAGACCCUCAAUGUCUUAUGACUUCGGACAUCCGAGCUCGCUACACUUUCUAUUCCAUUCUUGAGCAUUCAGGGUACAUAACAGCCCAUUGCUGCUCUUCGCUACGAUUCAAGCACUCUAGUUUCCCGAAACUUAGUAAAUACGAACCAAUACCGCAAAGAUGUCUAUGUCAAUUGAAGAAUGCCAAACACCGCGCCCCGGCUUCCCUAGGCCAGUACCGUCUGGCCCGACAAAUGUCCUGGAGCAAUUCAGCAUGAAGGGCAAGGUCGUCGUUGUCACUGGAGCUGCAGAAGGCAUUGGCGGGGCCGUCGCUGAUGCAAUGGCUGAAGCUGGGGGAGACGUUGCGCUGUGGUACAACUCAAACCCCGAGGCAGAGAAGCGCGCAGAGCGCCUCGCAAAAGAGCACAACGUCAAGACAAAAGCAUACAGCGUCAACGUCACAGACCCAGAAGCUGUCAAGUCCAACCUCGACAAAGUCGUUGCAGAGUUCGGCAAGGUCGACGUCUUCAUCGCUAAUGCAGGAACUGGCGAUUCGCAACCCCUCCUGGAGCAGUCUCUGGACGCAUACCGCAACUUGAUGGCCGUGAACGUGGAUGGACCUGUCUACUGCGCCAAGUAUGCUGGUCAGAUCUUCAGGCAGCAAGGGUUCGGCAACCUGAUUCUUACUGGAUCGAUCUCGAGUCACAUCGUCAACGUGCCUGUCGAUCAGCCGAUCUACAACGGCUCCAAGGCUUUCAUUACGCACAUGGGCAAGUCACUGGCGCGUGAGUGGAGGGAUUUCGCGCGUGUCAACAUUGUGAGCCCGGGUUUCUUCGACACCAAGAUGGGCGCUGGCCCGAAGGUUAUCACAGAGGGUCUGCGCAUGAUUCCUUUGGGGCGACAGGGCGAUACGAGGGAGAUCAAGGGCGUAUUUCUGUUCCUCGCAUCGAACGCAAGUUCUUACGUUACAGGUAGUGACUACCUAAUCGACGGAGGCUACGUGCUACCUUAG